Messenger RNA from Lasiodiplodia theobromae, 1710 nucleotides. Its product is annotated as Transcription initiation factor TFIID. The transcript has a single exon. Gene Ontology annotation, cellular component: transcription factor TFIID complex. The record is from RefSeq and is a predicted model, not a curated record. Gene Ontology annotation, biological process: transcription initiation at RNA polymerase II promoter; RNA polymerase II preinitiation complex assembly. NCBI's taxonomy places the organism in Eukaryota, Fungi, Ascomycota, Dothideomycetes, Botryosphaeriales, Botryosphaeriaceae. The coding region runs from base 1 to 1710 and encodes 569 amino acids. Gene Ontology annotation, molecular function: RNA polymerase II general transcription initiation factor activity.
AUGUCGUCCUCCAACCCAUCCAAACCCUCCAAACCACCCGUCAUGAAGCUCAAGUUCGGCGCACCCAAGCCGCCGUCUGAAGCUUCCGCUUCGUCGCCCGCCACGCCUGGCGGCAGUGGCCUCAAGCUCAGCUUCAAACCCAAGUCCACUGCGAACACGCCCGUCACCGAGACCGCCCCAAGCCUUCCGGGUCCCGCUGGACAGACCACCUCACCGGAACAACAGAAAAAGCGCAAGAACCCCAAGAAGGAGAAGGCCGGCGGAGGUGCCAGUGCCGGAGGCGCCUCUACCACCACCGCUCCCAAGGCCGCAAAGAAGCGCGCGCGCGAAGAUGAUGCCGGAGGCGCGACCACAUCGACAAAGAAAUCGAGGCCUACGCUGUCCCUCAAGACGUCGGGAGCUCAUGCGCCGCCUCCUGCCCAACGGACCCAUUCGAUCUCCCUCAAGCUGAAGUCCGCGGCGCCAAAGACCCCGACCGUUCAGAGGAUCAAGGUGAAGCAUGUGGGCCAGCCGCCGAAGCGCGAAUAUGGUGUUGGAUAUGAUAGCGAGGCGGACGAUGCGGAGCCCGAUCCGGUACUUGAGUCGCAAUUCGUGCUGCGUAUGGCGCCUGGUCCUGAUUGCGACUACUUGCAAAAGGCGAUUGCCGAGAAGAGGGUGGGCCUGUCUGUAAAGGAGGGCGGCGCGGACGUCCACUUCCGCUUCUUCGACAGGGAGGGUAGGCGUGCCUGUGUCUCGAUCCAAGGUCACCACUAUGCGGCAUGUAUGGUGGAUCUUCCGUGUAUUAUUGAAGGGAUGAAGAGCUGGGAGAAGAAGAGCGGCUGGUACAAGACGGCCGACAUAUGCCAGAUGCUCCUGGUCCACACCAGGGUUGAUACUCCGGAGCAGGCCAAGGACGCCCCAACGCCCAAAGAGGUGGAUGACAAGACAUGGCAGUACCCUCACGGCUUGACACCCCCCAUGCACUACGUUCGCAAGCGCCGCUUCCGCAAGCGCGUCAGCACACGUACCAUCGAAGCCGUCGAGGAAGAAGUUGAGCGCUUGCUCGAUGCAGAUGAGAAGGCAUCUAAGGCUGGCGGCAGCACUUCGUACGACCUCAUCGACCCGAACCGCCAGGACCGCGACGAGAUCAGCUCAAUGGUCGGCGACGAAGACGCUAUGGGCGACCUAAUGGACGCCGAAGGUUACAUCGACGCCGAAGGCGAAGAGGAGGUCGAUGCGGAGGAGAUGGAGCGUAUGCUUGCCAUGUCCAUGGACGAGGACCAACCUAUCACCAGCAUCGAAGCACCCACACCCGGCACCGCCUUCGACGCGCACGCCGUCGCCCAACACGCGCUCACCGCCGGCUCCGGCGGCGGCGAGUCGGGAAUUCUGUCCAGCGCUGUCGUCGGCACACCGGGCGCCGAGACACCCGUGGCCACACCUGGCGCGUCUGCUUCAGCCGAGCCGGAGACGGAGCAGGAUGAAGAGGAUGACGACGAAGAUGACGAUGAUGACGACGACAUCGACGAGGCGGCCGCGCAGGCGCAGGAGAUGAAGGCCCAGCUGCGCGAGGAGGUCGCGGAUCUCCAGCGUGAGGUUGAGAGCGCAAGGCAGCAGAUGGAACGUCAGAACAAUCCGCUACUGAAGCAGAGGCUGAUGGCCAAGUUCAGGAGCUUACAGAGCGAUCUCGAGCUCAAGAAGGCGAGUUUGGGUGAUGAUGACGACGAGUAA